Messenger RNA from Trichomonas vaginalis G3, 1254 nucleotides. RefSeq lists its product as uncharacterized. NCBI's taxonomy places the organism in Eukaryota, Parabasalia, Trichomonadida, Trichomonadidae. The record is from RefSeq and is a predicted model, not a curated record. Bases 1 to 1254 code for a protein of 417 amino acids. The transcript has a single exon.
AUGAAUAAGCCAGAUCUCUCUAUUACAAUUAGUAAAGAGAAUGUACCUAGAAAUAGUACUAUUACAAUCACUGGUGCUUUUACGGAUCUAGAUAAUGGAAAAUCACUUUAUUUGCUGUAUCAGUUAAUCAAAGAUACCACAGUAAUAAAGCAAGCAACUCUGAAAACAUAUUCAUCAAAUGGCAAUGAAAAUCAAGCAAUUUCCGAAUCGAUUUCAAUUGAUUCUGAUGCUGAGUUAGGUGAAUAUUCACUCAGAUUCAUUAUGUCAUCGGUAGAUAACUUCGAUGGCGAAUCAGGUAAUAGUUUUUCCUUAUCUGAUCCAGUUACAAAGCAAAUUGGAGUCAUCUUAGUUCCAACAAUAUCUCUUACAUCCACUACAGAUGCAUACUAUCAAAAGGGAUCAACAUUACAUUCUUCAGGAGCAUUCACUUCAGAAACCGAUGUAAUGAUUUCAUAUUUCUUUAAUUCUGAAGCACCAAAGGACCUUGGUAGAGUUGAGAAGGCAAAAGAGAAAUUCUCAUUUGAUAUAUCAAUUCCAGAUACACUUACGCAUGGAAGUCAUGUAUUGAAUAUCGUUGCCUCUGAUGAUAAUUUAUAUUCAUCAGAACCAACUUCUCUUAAUUUCAAUAUCUGGAACAAGCCACAUUUAUUGAAAGCUGAACUCAAAGAGGAGAAAUAUAAAGCUGGAGAUUUGAUAAUUAUCAGUGGAAAAGUUCAAGAUAUUGACAACCAUGACAAACUACAAUUCUUUGUUUCAUUUAACGAAGGGGAUGUAAAGAAGGAAUAUGAAUACACUUCAAACGGUAAAGAAGAAGAUUACAAUUUCAAUAUAACAACUCCAUCUGAUCUCAAAGAUGGUGAUGUCAACAUUACAGUAUACAUUUUAGACCAGGAUAAGUUGCAAUCAGAGAAAUCCACAAUGUCAUUCAAGUUCUAUACUGAAAAAACAAAUUCAAAUACAAAUGAUUCUAACAAAGAUAAAAAGAAGAAGACAGUAAUUGCAGUAGUUGUUGUUAUAGUAUGUAUCAUUUUAAUUGCUAUUAUUGUCUUUAUAGUUAUAAAGAAACUUAAGAGUUCCAACGAUGCAAGUAGUGACUCUCCUGAUUCACAAAGAAUGCCAGAGUACGAACUCAAGGAUGAAGAAACGAUCAUUGGAGAUGGAGAAAACCCACAGGCCAAUACAACAAUGGAUAAUCCAAUGUACGUGUCAUCAAACCCUCAAACUAAUGAUCCAUUCGAUGACAUGGAUGAUUAG